Molecule: messenger RNA, 1658 nt
Organism: Plodia interpunctella (Indianmeal moth)
Lineage: Eukaryota; Metazoa; Arthropoda; Insecta; Lepidoptera; Pyralidae
Gene: Zmynd10
Product: Zinc finger MYND-type containing 10
Exons: 10
Coding region: 117-1478 (453 amino acids)
Biological process (GO): outer dynein arm assembly; motile cilium assembly; inner dynein arm assembly
Cellular component (GO): centriolar satellite; cytoplasm
Source: RefSeq, a predicted model, not a curated record
AUUUCGAUGAAACUGUUCCCAUAGAAACAUCAUUAUUUGAGAUACAUAUUGUAUUUGAAUUGAUAGAUCCAUAUUUGAUGCAAAGUGUGUAAAAUAUUUUUAUUUCAAUAUUCACAAUGGUCGAAAAGGAUCCUCAACUCACCGCGCUCGAAGCGGGUGAAUUAGAUGUUUUUGUGGAGACAAUGGAAGCGUCUCGCCUUGAAGUCAUAGGGAGUCAAGCAUGGAUAGACUGGCACAUCAGACUACAAAAGCUCAAUCAGCAAGCUGUUUUGGAGGCAACCACCCUGCAAGAAGAACAAACCAAGGAAGCCCUUAUUUCUUGUGGAAAGUUACCGAUUCUCGUGCAUGAAGCAAUAUGUAUCCAAGUAUGGCGUCUGAAGAUCUACCCUCAGAUACUGAAGCUGGAUCCAUCACCGACUAACACUUUCGGUAUUUAUAUGGUGUUGUACCACGAAGCAGUGGCGGUAGGACUCCUGGAAACCGUGUUGUUCCACGAAGACGGCGCUCAGUGCAUCAACGAAGUCGCCGUAGAUCUACUGGAAUACGCCGUCGAACAGCUGACUGCGUUAUUAGCUUUGCUCAACAUGGAUUAUCUGAACAAAAUCGAGCCAGCCGCAAUGACAGAAUCCGCCAUCGAAGAGUUGGAGCGGCAGAAGAAGGGGCUGCAGUUUGAUAUCAGCAUGCGCUGCAUCACCAUCGUACGCUACCUGGCGGAACAUAUGGAGAUAGCCGGUGUCGGCGCGUCAAUGGCCACGAACCUAUUCAAAAUUAGUGACGUGCCAUCGCUGUUGGCUCAUCUCAUUGAGUUGCAGCCGUGGAAGAGGGCCAACGACAAGGGUGACAUGGAACUGUUCAAUUAUGGGCUAUGGAACAAAGCGUCAGACGAAGAAAUAGCCCAAUUGCACCGCACUGAAGCUCAACUAUGGCUAUGUCUCAGGCAGUUGCUUCUGGAGCCGAGAUUGGCUCAUUAUUACGUCAUUGACGACUGCCGUCGCAGUGCUUUUUGUAAGAUUCAGAGCAAAAUAACAGAGGAGAUGCUAGACCAAAUCCCACCGCUGGGCGAACUGAAGAACUUCUUGUGUCGGUUGUCGGUGGGAGAUUAUUCUCCGAUGCAACAGCCCAACGGUGCCAAGAACCCUGGCUGCACGCUCAUACAAGUGGUUCCACAGAUAAAAGAAGCAUACAUGAAGCAAGUCCACAGACGGACCAAAACUGUGGCAAAGGCCCAACUUGGCUGUUUCCAAAUGGACGGUUCGGACGAAUCGCGCGAAAUGGCGAAGAAACUUCUGGAAUCGUACACCAGCGAUGCGGCGCUCGCCAUGGACGGCGGCGGCGCAAAGUGUGCAAAGUGUGGAGACAAAGCUAGCAAGAAAUGUGCCAGGUGCAAACAAGAGUGGUACUGCGGUAGGGAAUGUCAGGUGCAACAAUGGCCGAAACACAAGGACAUCUGCGAUCAAUUCGCCAAUCUUAUUGUUUAAUUUAUUUUUGUUUACAUCUGCCUACCCGAAGUGGGAUAAGGGGAGGAUGUUUUUUUGUUUUAUUUUUAUUUUGGAAUUGAUCUAAGUUGAUCCAUUAGAAUAAUCCUAGUCAAGUAACAAAAAUGUGUUCUGUGGCGUUGUUUUACGAUUAUGAUUGAAAUAAAAGCACUAUGUACAAUU